This is a messenger RNA of Myripristis murdjan (pinecone soldierfish), 4229 nucleotides long. It is a transcript of the gene rx1, whose product is annotated as retinal homeobox gene 1. The record is from RefSeq and is a predicted model, not a curated record. Lineage: Eukaryota; Metazoa; Chordata; Actinopteri; Holocentriformes; Holocentridae. Bases 262 to 1308 code for a protein of 348 amino acids. Gene Ontology annotation, biological process: positive regulation of transcription by RNA polymerase II. Gene Ontology annotation, molecular function: DNA-binding transcription factor activity, RNA polymerase II-specific; RNA polymerase II cis-regulatory region sequence-specific DNA binding. The transcript has 4 exons.
GUUAAAUCAGCCAGUUUUUGUUGGAGUUAUUUGCGUGCACUUUAUUGAAGUAUCCCUGUUAGGACUGACUGCUACAUAGAGAAACUGUUCAGAGAGAUGCAAGGUAAGCAAAGCCGGCUGAGUGACUGCAAGCGGUGCACAUAGCGGAUCUGGGUGGGUGAGCGAGCUGCUGAGAGGAACAGGUGGAAUACUGGAAUCAGCACCCUCAACACUUCAGCAUAUUUACUUCAAAGAGGACCGGGCGAGUGCCCAGACGUUCGAAUGCAUUUAUCACUGGAUACCAUGAGCAUGGUGGACGACAGCUGCCUCUCACCCAGCAACUUCCACGAAAUGGGGAAAGGUGGGGGGGCCGCUGCAGGGGGCCGCGUCCACAGCAUUGAUGUCAUUCUAGGCUUCAGUAAAGACCAGGACCCCCUGCUCAGCCCGGCGGGGGCCCCGGGGCCUCAUAAGGUGGGCGUCGAGGGCCUGGCAGAGCCUGGGAAGCAGCAGGAGCCCUCAUCACACCCCUCCUAUGGUGGCCACCUCUCCUCUAUGAGAGACAGCGGUGCAGAGCAGCAGCCGUACCAUGACACAGGCUUGUUCACGAACAAGUGUGAUGGGGAACUGAGUGAGCUGAGGAAGAGUGUGGAGAGUGAUGAAGGCAAGUCCCCGGAGCCCUGCAAAGAGGAUCAGCCCAAGAAGAAACACAGGCGCAACCGCACCACCUUCACCACCUACCAGCUGCACGAGCUGGAGCGUGCCUUCGAGAAGUCCCACUACCCAGACGUUUACAGCCGAGAGGAGCUGGCCAUGAAGGUGAACCUGCCAGAGGUCCGCGUUCAGGUUUGGUUCCAGAACCGCAGAGCUAAAUGGCGUCGUCAGGAGAAAAUGGAUGCCAGCACCAUGAAGCUCCAUGACUCACCCAUGCUCUCCUUCAACCGGCCGCCACCUGUGCACACCAAUGUAGGUCCAAUGACCAACUCCCUUCCCCUGGACCCAUGGUUGACCUCUCCCCUGUCCAGUGCGACACCGGUCCACAGCAUCCCUGGCUUUAUGGGCCCAGCUCAGGGCCUCCAGCCCAGCUACCCCAGCCACAGCUUCCUCAACUCCUCUCCUCAUCCUCAUCCUCAUCCCCCUCAUCCUCAUCCACAUCCUUCCAUGGGUCAGGGGAUGCAGAGUAUGGCUCCUCCCCCCUACCAGUGUCCAGCUCCCUUCCCUGAUAAAUAUCCUCUGGAGGACGUGGACCAGCGCAGCUCCAGUAUUGCUGCACUGAGGAUGAAAGCCAAGGAACACAUCCAGUCUAUGGACAAGACCUGGCAACCCAUGUGACUAUCAGACCUGUCGAUCCAUGUGAGUGACGCUGGGAAAGGGAGACACUGAGGUCCACUUUGUGGGACAAGGGAGAGACAUGAACAGUGUUUGAAAAGCAAAGUUGGCAAUGACAUAUCUAUGACGCACAGCACCAAGCAAAGGAAAUGGAUUUUUGAACGAUGAAAAUUUCCACUUUCUUUCCUUCUUUUUUUUUAAACAAAGAAUUGUACUCAUCUCGGAGACGUCAAGUGAUCAAGUGAGCUCUACAGCCUUGUUAAAUUGUUAAAUUUGAGCCAUCAGUUACUAGACAUUUACUCUCCCUGUGAUCACUAGAUGUUUAGUGUGUUGCCUUGGGUGCUUUCAAAGCAAAUGUCACCUCACUGACUAUUGCUCUGAUCACAACUUGCACUCCAGGAGCUGCAAGACGCCAAGCAUCUCUUCCUUUGAUGACAACUGAUUAAUGAUCCCUGAUCCAUUUCUGGAGCAAACUAAAUGUCUUCCAAGACAUACGUAUGUCCCACUGAAUGUUUUCAGUUUGUUGCAGGCAUCCCUCCACUGAUGCUCAUGAACAGCAAAGUGCUGAUAAAGGCCACCUUUAAGUAGUUGAACACAUCUGCAAGUAAUGGCAAAAUAUUUUGUAUGUAAUGUAAUUUUGUUUAUUUGCAAUCAAAAAAGCCAGUGAUGGAAAGCUGGAGGUAUGCAUGCUAACAUGUAAUAAUGUUUCUCAAAAGUGAAACAUCACUGUGAGCAUUGUUAGUGUUCUCGUCCUUUUUUUUCCUUUUACCUCUGCCAUCAGUUUGAUUAUGUCAUAUAACACACCCUGUAUUUCAGUCUUCAUUCUCUACCUUCCCCUUUUCUUCAGUUGUUUGUGUUUUUACUAAUUAAUCCAAUUGUCUCAUUUUCACGGGUCAGCUAAUCAGAGUCUCAAGGCAUUUUGUAAAUGAAGGGCCCAUCUCAAUAUCAUGUGACACCAGAUUUUUUUUUAAUAUCAGUGUACAAGGAGAUAUUACAAUGUCUCUGACUGUUCUUGCCAACGCAGUCUCACUUAUCUAUUGAUUUAUAAUAGUUGUGUAAUUGCUUUGCAGUUAUUACUCUGCUUACGGUGCAUGAUGCUGCACUACAGUAGUCACUUGCUGCCCACAGAUGUUUGAGCCAUUAGCUUUGAUGCCCUGGCCUGACUGGAGAGCAACCACAGCUGAGGACCAGGAAGAUUGUUUCUGUCUGUCAUGCUUGUACAUUUGCAGGAAUACGAGCCCCGGACAACAAAAUAAUCAUGUUUCAGUGUGAGCAACAUAAUUACUAGGUUGGACGCACACAAAGUACUUGGACACUUGCACACACAGCUAUGCUGCCAAGAUACUGGAAGUUAAGGUGGUGGAGGUGUUUGUAUGUAUGUGUGUGUGUGUAUGUAGCCCAAAGCAUUUUUGAGAGCACAAAUACUUUGUGGGGAAAAAGACGACUAGAGUCAGAGUUAUAAUGGCACCCUCUUAGUCUUCCGGGGCUGAAUAUACCAAAAACAAUUAUGUGUGAAGAUGAUCUUUUCUGAUAUGAAUGAUCUUUGUGCUAAAAUGCUUUAAGGCAACUCGUACAGACUUGAACAUUUCUAGUGAAAACUGAACAUGGGCACACUUCCGGUAGUAUUGUACUGAGCAGGCUUGAAAACCAGAAAUAUGCUCUUCUCACACAGUAGGGGGGCAGUGAAGAAAGAAAGAAAGAAAGAAAGAAAGAAAGAAAGAAAGAAAGGACAGAGGCCUUGCGAGGGAAGUAACCUUCUUUUUGCUUGAGUGGCCGUUGGAGGAGAAGACCUGUUGGCAGCUCAGUGUUGGGUGGCUGCGUGUACGUGCAGGGCAGCAGAAAGAGCCCUGUGUGAUGUGUCACCCCACAUAGUUUAGUCUUUGUUUGUCACAAUUGAUCCAAGCGCAUCCUCUUUGUCUGAAACUGAAGGGGGGGAAACGGUCACAGGCUGCACUAAAUAGGCCCUUGUAACCAUUUUGUCAUGGAAGUUUUUUUUUUUUUUUUUCUUUCCCAUUCUGUGUCAAAGGAAGAGAAACAUGGGUUGUGGCUGCUGGGGUCAUUAGUGACACAAUAUUGGCCAUUUACCAUCUGUUAUGAAGUUAAGUUCUAAUUCUCUUAAAAGCAGAAAAUAAUGUCCAAAUUGAUCGUGUACAGAAAUAAAAAAAAAUGUGUUAAUGAGAGGGAUAACCCUUAAUUGGACUAGUAUUUUUGUAUUUGGCAUCUUAACAAUAGUGUCAACACCUGGGAUAACCUUUUUGAGUUGAACUAAAGGGAGGAAACACCCUUCAUCUAAAAGUGCAAUUUCAGCAUCCUUUUUAUUUUUAUGUUUUGUAAAGGAGACUCACUUUUUCCCCCAUAAAUGCCCAUAGUGUAACUGAGAUUUUUCACAGUUAUAUCAUGUGAAAGUUGGCUUGUAGCUAUUGGCAAUCAGCCACGUGUCCACGAUGACUACAGCAACAACAGCAAGACAGAUGUAAGAUGUAAGAUUCAAUGUUUCCAUUCAGAGGAAAAAAAAGUUUUGUUGUGUCUGCUGCUCACCGUCAGUCCUCAUGUAGUUUUUAUGUUGUUGGUUAGUUAUGUUUAGACACCCCUGUUAGACAAUGCCAGGACCUCACACCCUAGAAGGAAGGAGGAUUACCUUGCACACAAAACAGCUCAUUUAGGAUUGUAUAUAAAUGUGAUUUUGGACCAAGAAUAAGCCAAAGGUUAGAUAACAAACAAAAAUGCACUAGAUGUAUGAGAGUUUUAGUUUUUUUUUUAUGUGAAAAUGUACAGGAUAUUUUUUUUCCUGUAUGGCAAUUCUGUUUGUUACUUUUCCUAGUUAUGUCAUUGUUUUCUUUUAUUGAGUUUGUCUGAUACAUUGAUGUCCAUAUUCUGGAAAGAAUGAAUACUUACUGAAAAUAAAAACAUAUAGUUUGAUAGAA